AUGGAUGAUUUUUCACUAGCCUUCGACGACAAUCGUCAGUCGCUGUCGGUUGCAACGGCUGCCACCACGCUAGCACAGCUGACAUCCCAGUUCGAUGAUCUCCAUCUUGGGAAUGGUGAUGUGGCAACGGCCAGCCUACUGAACGGUCUGGUGGGCAGUGGGCUCAGCAGUAUCAGUGGCUUACACAGUCAUCAUCACCAUACGCUUGCAUCGCUGGCCGGACCGGAUGGUGGGCUGAUCGAUCGGCACCAUCAUCUGAACGGUGGAAUUGGCAAUGGCUGCAGUACUGGUGGUACCGGUGGUGGACAAACGGGCAACACGCCCACGAACGUUCUGGAUACGUUUGUGGCGAUGGUUAGCGGGCUGACUGGUGUGUGUGCGAAUGGCGGUGUCACGAAUGGCGGUGGGAACGGUAUCACGCAACAGGGUGGAGGUGGUGCUGGCGGGAGUGGUGGUGGUGGCGGUGGCAAUAACACCACCAACACAAGCAACUCCCUGACCAGCGGCAACAGCAAGCUCGAGGAGCGUCCGGUAAAGUACAAGUCGCACACCGAAUGUGUCCCAGUACCAUCUUCCGAGCACGUGGCAGAAAUCGUUGGCCGACAAGGAUGCAAGAUAAAGGCACUGCGGGCUAAGACGAACACCUUCAUCAAGACACCGAUCAGGGGCGAAGAACCGAUCUUCGUCAUUACCGGCACGAAGGAGGAUGUGACGCGCGCGAAGCAGGAAAUCCUAUCUGCGGCCGAUCACUUCAGCACGUUGCGUUCGUCGAAGAAGCAGGCAAUAGCGCUGCUGGCCGAGAGUCGCAAUAUGCUCGGAUACAGCAUGCCGGACGAGAUCACGAUCCAGAUCAGGGUGCCGCAGAAGGUGGUAGGGUUAGUAGUCGGUCCGAAGGGUGCCACGAUCAAGAACAUUCAGCUCAAGACAAACACCUACAUCAUCACGCCGAAACGCAACCAGGAGUCGGUGUUUGAGAUAACGGGGCUGCCGACGAACGUACAUACGGCCCGGCAGCUGAUCGAAGAACACAUCGCAACACGGGCUGGCACAACGUCGGCUUCCGCCGGUGGUGGUGGCGGUGGCAACGGCGGUGGAGGUAGUAGUGCCGGCAGUGGUUCGAGCAGUAGUAGCAGCAGUAGCAGCACCACCAGCUCCAGCGGAUCGUCUUCCUCCUCGUCCGGGCAUGGUAUCGGUACGGGCGGCCUUAGCCGUUCCGGUUCGUCCAGCGUUGCCAGCAAUGGCAAUGGGCCCAACUUGGGCUGCCUGUCGGGUAGCGUUACCGGUAGUGCCGGCUCACUAAUCGGCGGCUUUCUUGGUGGGGCCGGUGGCAACGGUCUGCUGAAUGGGAACCAGUACCAUCACACGCACCAUCACCAUCAUCUGCAGGAGCAGCAUCACCAUCAUCAGCAACAUCAUCAUCAUCAUCAUAAUAAUCAUCACCAUCAGGGGACGCUACUGACUAGUGGCCUGUCGAGUGCCUUGAACGACGGUGGUAGUAACGGUGGUCUGCUCGGUGGUAUCGGUGAGCACGACUUCGAGGGCAAUCAGUUCAUCAUCGAGAAUCUGCUCGAGUACUUCAACAACAUGUCCGGCACGAACGCGUACAGCUCGCCAACGUCGAUGGGCGGUACCGGGGGUGGACCGGGCAGCGGUACCGGUGUCGGCACGGAACACAUUCCCGACUUCCGCAGCAUCUGGGAGAACCUGAGUGAAAGUCAAACGUCCGGCACGACGACCGAUACGGACAAUUCGUCGCUCGUCUGGACGCUGCCAUCCUCGCCGAGAAACUCCGUGUCUUACAGUCCGGAUGACUUUAUAUUUCAACGAUAAU
Messenger RNA from Anopheles maculipalpis, 1831 nucleotides. RefSeq names its product midnolin homolog. NCBI's taxonomy places the organism in Eukaryota, Metazoa, Arthropoda, Insecta, Diptera, Culicidae. Bases 1 to 1830 code for a protein of 609 amino acids. The record is from RefSeq and is a predicted model, not a curated record. The transcript has a single exon. Gene Ontology annotation, molecular function: RNA binding.